Fulvia fulva is the source of this 1470-nucleotide messenger RNA. Its product is annotated as Sphingolipid C4-hydroxylase SUR2. The record is from RefSeq and is a predicted model, not a curated record. NCBI's taxonomy places the organism in Eukaryota, Fungi, Ascomycota, Dothideomycetes, Mycosphaerellales, Mycosphaerellaceae. The transcript has a single exon. Gene Ontology annotation, biological process: lipid biosynthetic process. Gene Ontology annotation, molecular function: oxidoreductase activity; iron ion binding. The coding region runs from base 1 to 1470 and encodes 489 amino acids.
AUGGCCAACGCGACCAUGUUUUACCACCUUCCACCUCUACCCGAUUACACGCUCAAGCCGCUGCCUCCGAUCGUGCCUGGCUUCGAGGACAAAUACCUCGUCAUGGCACUGCUCGUGGUGGCAUACUGGGCUGUGUCACUUUUCUUCCACCUGAUCGACGAGUGGGACUUGUUUCCGCAGUACCGCCUACACACACCGGCCGAAGUGUUGAAACGCAACCACGUCAGCAAGUGGGAUGUGUUCAAAGAUGUGAUUAUUCAACAGGUGAUACAGACAGUGGUUGGCCUUGGACUGACCAUGUUCGACCCGGAGCCUUUCUAUGGCAAAGAGGACUACGACGUGGCCUGGUGGGCGCAAAAUGUGCGUCUGGCACAAAGAGCUAUUCCCGUGGUGUUGGGCACGAUUGGGCUGGACGUCAAGACUCUGGCGAACAAUUUGGGUGCCUCCCAUGCGAUGCUGGCAGGCGCGCUCUCUGGUGGCUUCUACCCAGAGCUCAUACAGAACACGACACUCCUCGGAGAGUCUGUUCUAGCACCUUCGUUUGCAAGCUGGGAGAUGCUCGUCGCAAAGGCGAUAUACUGGGUUGGCAUUCCUGCGCUGCAGUUCCUGGUUGCCAUCUGCAUCGUGGACACAUGGCAGUACUUCUUGCACCGCGCCAUGCACAUGAACAAGUGGCUGUACACCACUUUCCACAGCCGUCACCACCGUUUGUACGUGCCAUAUGCAUACGGUGCUCUCUACAACCACCCCGUCGAAGGCUUCAUGCUGGACACUCUGGGCACUGGCAUUGCCUACCUUCUAACUGGCAUGACUGUCAGGCAAAGCAUGUGGUUCUUCACGAUGUCAACGAUCAAGACUGUGGACGACCACUGCGGCUACGCUUUCCCAUGGGAUCCACUGCAGCACAUAACCAGCAACAAUGCUGGGUACCACGAUGUUCACCACCAGAGUUGGGGCAUCAAGACGAACUUCUCGCAGCCGUUCUUUACAUUCUGGGAUGGAUUCCUCGGCACGAAAUGGACCGGAGGAGAUGUCAGCGCACGAUAUAAAAGAGCACGCAUUGCAGCGCAAAAGAAGGUGGAUGCGGAUGCGACUGUCACAGGCUCCACGCGAGUGGAAAGUGCGGAGAAUGAUAAGGUCUACGCCCAAGAUGCGUCGAAGGCGUCCACUACCGCAAGGAAGGUGCAGUCAGCCGCAGAACCCACAAUACCUACAGGCAAGGCCGCCAACCACGCAAUAGGAUCACGACAGCAGGUCCUGGACGACUCAGCCGCGGGCGGCAUGCACAUCAUAGCCGAAGAGACAGCAGAAGAAGUGAAGGCACGGACAAAGUUGCGACAAUCUCAAAUACCUCGGAAGAGGACAACAAGUUCUGGCAUGGGACUGAAAGGGUUCGCAGAUAGGGUAGGCGAGUCUUUACAUGGCAAGGGAACGGGAGUACUUGGUGUGGAGAGCCGAAGUUCGAGGUAA